UUUGUGAAACAAACACAGGGUGUCGCUGCCUUCCAUGUUUCCAUCAUUGUCGUUUCAAAAGGAAUACAGCUUUCUUAGGAAGGUCCGCCUCAUUAUUUGCCUGUUUUCCAGAAAAUCGACUCCGUGGAUUCAGCUUUCUACGUGUAUUUAUAUUUAUUUUAAAUUUAUUGCAGUUUCAUUAUCGGAACAAAGGAAAAUAUACUGCAAACCACACCAGUGUGUAAGCUUCAUGUAAUUUUCGAAAAUGGUCAUUCGGGAAAAUCGAAGACUGCAUGGCUAUAGACAGAUUUCUCUGUAUUCUGUUGUUCUUCUGAGCUUUUGGACGAACGCAUUUGCACAUCUACGGUAUUCUGUUUCAGAAGAGUCAAUACCAGGGACGAUUAUCGGCAACGUUAUGAAGGAUUUGGGUCUCGACGUCAGAAAUGUCGAGGCCCGAGGGUUUCGUGUGAUAUCUGGAUCAAAACAGCAGCUGUUGCAGGUAAAUCUCAAAACUGGAGACCUUUUAGUGAAAGAAAGAAUUGAUAGAGAAAUGCUUUGCGACAGAGAUCAGGCAUGCUUUACUAGCAUUAAAGUUGCAAUGGAAAAUCCCUUAGAAAUACAUCAAGCAGAGAUUGAAAUUAUAGAUAUAAACGAUAAUUCCCCGGCCUUCCAAAGCAAACAGAAAACCCUAGAAAUUUUAGAAUUAACUCAAAUCGGGUCUCGUUUUCCACUAGAGGGGGCUUUCGAUCCAGAUUCUGGAGUUAAUUCGUUAAAAUUCUAUCAAGUAAGUCAAAAUGAUUAUUUUAUUUUAGAAGUAAAGGAAGGUAGCCAGAAAAAUAAAAUUCCCGUGUUGGUGUUACAAAAAGCCUUGGACAGAGAAUUAAAACCCAAAUUUGAAUUUUUGUUAACAGCAGUCGAUGGCGGUAAUCCUCCGAGAUCUGGAGAUAUGAAUAUUACAAUAAUAGUCAGUGACGUGAAUGAUAAUGCCCCGGUUUUUGUUGAAGAAAUAUACUUUGUUACAUUAGAGGAAAAUGUUCCGUUAGGUACGCUUAUUUUAAAAGUAAAUGCUACUGAUUUAGACAAGGGUAGUAAUGGCGACGUUGUCUAUUCGUUUGAGGAAUCUGCAGGAAAUAAAAUUAAAGAAUUGUUUGAGUUGGAUAGUUAUACUGGGGAAAUAAAAGUAAAGGGUUUAAUAGAUUUCGAACAAAAGAAAGUGUAUGAGAUUGAAGUGAAGGCUACAGAUAAAGGACAUGUACCCAUGAGUAGCCACUGCACAGUUGUAAUUAAAAUAAAAGAUGUUAAUGACAACGCACCAGUUAUAGAAGUACCAUCUUUAACAAGUGCAGUUUUCGAGGAUGUAAAGCCAGGUACAGUAGUCGGGCUGAUUAGUAUCACAGACGUAGAUUCUGGAGUUAAUUCAAAAAUAGCAUGUACCACAUCUGUUACCCUACCAUUUGAAUUAAAGCCAUCGCUUCAGGAAAAUCUGUACUCUUUAACAACAAAAGCAAGACUUGAUAGAGAAUUGGCAUCCCAGUAUAAUAUAACAAUAACUGCAAAAGACUUUGGUCAUCCUUCUCUAUCAUCUUUUGAAACUGUUCUAGUGAACGUGCUGGAUGUAAAUGACAAUCCUCCAAGAUUUUCAAAAGAUUUUUAUGUAUUCUACGUAGAGGAAAAUAACACUCCUGGAACCCCAGUGCUUGAAGUUAGUGCUGUGGAUGCGGAUACAAACGAGAACGCAGUUAUCACUUAUUAUCUGCGGGAAAACGAAGCCACGGAAAAUCCAGUGGUGCCUUUUCUCACCAUCAGUUCUGACAAUGGACAAGUGUUUAGCUUCAUAACCUUUGACUUUGAAGAACUGAAAAGCUUUAAAUUCGUUGUUGUAGCCAAAGACUCCGGAAUGCCUUCACUAAGCAGCAGCGUUACCGUGACCGUUCUCAUUUUGGAUAAAAAUGACAAUCCACCAGUUGUCGUGUUUCCAUCCGUCACGAAUGGAACUGCAGUUGUGGAAGAGACCAUCGCAAGAAACGUGAAAGCUGGUUAUUUAGUUACAAAAAUCAGAGCUUAUGAUGCUGAUGUAGGAUAUAACGCAUGGCUUUCUUUUUCUCUGGAAGAUGCCACUGACCUGUCACUUUUCAGAGUGGGGCACUAUACAGGAGAAAUCAGGACGCUUCGGGCGAUGACUGAGUCUGAUGUCACUGCUCAUAAGUUGCUUAUAGUAGUGAAGGACAACGGAAUCGUUUCAUUUUCUGCAUCUGCAAAAGUAAUCGUUACUGUAGCUGAACACACAGAAGCACACGCCUUUUCUGAAGUUAAAAGCAGUCCUGCCCAAAAUGAGCCAGAAAAUAAUAUAACAUAUUACCUGAUUAUUGUUUUAAGCUCAGUCUCAUCUUUAUUUUUAAUCAGUAUAACUACUGUUAUUGCUAUCAAAUGUCACAGAAUAUAUGAGAAUUUUAAAAAUAAGAAUUACUUAAGUGACACAAACUAUGGAGAAGUGAGUGGAUCACUUUUUCAUAACCAACAGUACCAAACAGCUGAAAAGAGAUUAAUUUUUGUUGGACCAGAGGUAAACAGAGAUUCAGUUGUGGAUGUGGGGAGCAAUGCAAAUACUCUUGUCAUUUCUGACAGUGGAAUUAAAAUCCAGCAAAUGGUGAGUUAUUGUUAA
Erpetoichthys calabaricus (reedfish) is the source of this 2641-nucleotide messenger RNA. Its product is annotated as protocadherin alpha-3-like. Bases 245 to 2641 code for a protein of 798 amino acids. The transcript has a single exon. Gene Ontology annotation, molecular function: calcium ion binding. Gene Ontology annotation, biological process: homophilic cell-cell adhesion. NCBI's taxonomy places the organism in Eukaryota, Metazoa, Chordata, Cladistia, Polypteriformes, Polypteridae. The record is from RefSeq and is a predicted model, not a curated record. Gene Ontology annotation, cellular component: plasma membrane.